Messenger RNA from Magallana angulata, 3107 nucleotides. RefSeq lists its product as uncharacterized. The transcript is spliced from 6 exons. The record is from RefSeq and is a predicted model, not a curated record. Lineage: Eukaryota; Metazoa; Mollusca; Bivalvia; Ostreida; Ostreidae. The coding region runs from base 117 to 977 and encodes 286 amino acids.
AAUUAUAUGAUUAUGUUUUAAAACGGGGCGAAACCACUCGGCCCGAAACCUCUCAGUGCGAACACGUGAUGGGAGCGAAACCACCCGUUACAAUUUCUAGAACUUAGUAGAAGCACAUGCUAGAGCUGAAAGGCGCGAACUGCGACGAAGUGAAGAUCAAGAUGUCAACGAUGCUGAAAAUAAAAGACAUUAAAGACAAAGAAGUGAAAGAUCUCAUUCUGCCACCAUCCCCUUCAGUGCGAGGGGUAGUGCUUGAAGUCAGUGACAUUGAAAAAGCAGAAAAUUCACAAUACAAAGAUAAAUUCUAUGCAAUUAUUGCUGAUGAAACCGCAGCGAUAUCAGUAACAAUCUAUGAUGUACAGAAACAAAACAAAUUUAUUAAGGGAAUGGCUGUAGUUCUGAUGAACAUUCUUACGAAGCAAAAUUUUAUAGCUGUUACAAGCAAAACAGAUGUAGGCAUUUGCAGACCAUUUACUAUUCCUGAUGAUAUCAGGCUUCAUGCUCCAACCCUUGCUGGACAAACAAUGACCUUAAAGAAUGCACUUGCUUCACCUGUAAAAACGCUGCUUACCGUAAAGGGAAAAGUUGUUAAGCUGUCACCAGCAAGCAAGAAAAGGGUAGAACAAAACGAGGUAGAUUUCCAAGAGGUCAUGUUGAAAGAUACAGACAGCCACGCAACAGUUGCAGUGUGGGACAAGAUGGUGAAUACACUACAAAAGGGAGAAUGUGUGACCAUUACAAAGUGCAGGGUCCGUUUGUUUAAUGAGCAGAAACGCCUUACCACUACAAGAUCAUCCCAAUGUGAGAAACUUGCAUAUGAUGAAACUCUUCUGCUGGUGUCUGACGAUGAAGAUGAUGAUGUGGACAAUAAUGGAAAUUGGAGUAACACCCCCAUUUCUGAUUUCAAGAGUGGAACCAUCACCGCAGUGUUCGAUGUCGAUCCAUACCUAGCACACCUCACAGCCUUAUUAGCAUAAUCGGAACCUUUCUGGUUUUUAUAUUAACGAAAGAAUGAAAAAACCCGAGAAUGUCAAAACUUCGUAUAUCUCGGGAUUUUAGCGAGACCAGUCUCAUACUCGUGAAAAUCGAGAGAGGAGUUUAAAUGGAAAAAGUAAGUAAAAGUUUUUGUUUCUUAUAUUGGCAAGCUUUUAAAUUAUUUAAAGUUGCAGAACAAUUGUUUAUUAAUGUGAAGUCGAAGUUUGGGGUGAUUAGCCUUAUCUCGUUAAAUUUUGUUCAGCAUGAAACAGUCUGAACAGCAAUCCUCGAUUUUGUCAACAAUCUAAAACGUGCUAAGGAGUAGUCAUUCGUCGAUUUACCUGCGGCUUCCAGAUGAUCUGAAGAUCAGGAAUAUAGAAAAUAUUGUCAAUUUGAUAUUGCUGAUGAUCCAGUCAAGUCUGCUGAAGCCCAGAAGUUUCCAGACCAUGACAUUAAUGAAUAUUUCUUGAAUGGAAUGCAUGAGGAUUAGAAUGGAACCUUAUUCUGCCUUUUUACCAACUCACACCAUCUUUUCAAGAUUUAUGGAGCCAACCACAGAAGAAUUUGUUCUAUACACAUCAUUCAUAACAUUCUUAUUUAUGUUGCAUAACUUUAAAUGUUACUGGAUGAAUUGUGUUCACAUAAUGAAUACCAGCAAACUUUUUAUCGAGUGCACUUAUUUUGUAUUUUUCCUACCCAUCCAUCUAACAUAUGUUUUUAUAUAACAUAUUCAUAUACAUGUAACAUUUUUGGAAGCAGCUAUUUUUUUUAAAUUGGAAUUUAGGCUUACUAUUUUAUACAAGUUUUUUUUAAAGGGACUUGGACACGUUUUUAGAUCAAAAUUUUGUUUUCAAUUUCUUUAUGCAUCAAAUGAUUUACUUGCACAUUUUGAAUAAUUGACCAUAAUUUGAAUGUUAGAAGUCACGUUAUAAGAGAGAUACAGGGGUAAGAAUUUAUUGUUAUGUAAACAAAGCUCGAGUCUUAUGUUUGUUUACAAAUAAUAUAAAGUAUGAAAGUACCACUUGUUUAAGAAAAUAAUUCAUAGAAAAGAAGGUAAACUGAUUCGAUGUGAUCAUAAAUGAUAUUAUUAAUAGAAAAAAGCAUCAUUUGAAUGAAACUUACACAUCUGUAAACAAUAACAAGACUCGCGCUUUGUUUGCAAAACAAAGAAUAUUUAAUUCUUUAUCUUUUAACUCAGUAUUUGACUUUCAAAUUUUGACAAAGCAUUAAAAAUACCCAUAUCAACCAUUCUAAAUAUUAAAAAUGGAAAUAUAAAAUUUUGAAUUUUAAGCUUAAAUCGUGUCUAAGUCCCUUUAAUAUACUCUUUUGUAUACAAACAGAACAAAAAUACUUAGUUACAAUGGGAAAUGGACAUAAUAUAUAUAAAAGUGUCUGAUAAAAGUAUAGGUCUUGUUCAUGAGCAGAAGAAAUUGACAGAAAAAUAUUCAGUUUUAGCCAUGAAAUACAAAUAUUAAUAUUUUUUAAGAAUAUUAUUUAAUCUAAAUAAGUUAUAAAAGUUUUUUUCCACUUUAUUCCAAUGUUUGGAAACAAAUCCAAUAUAUAAUUAAAAUUGCUGUACAGUAUAUCCUAUUGAUUCCUAUAAUAUAUCACUUUAGUUUCUUGAACAGCAUGUUUAUUACUUUUUUUUCUUAAAAUGAUGUAUACAAGGUCAUUAAUUUAUUUUCAUUAUAUUCAACUAGAUACAAAUAGACCUUCUGCAACCUUUUCAUUGUUUACAUGGUAUGGAGUUUUAAUUACCUUUCAUAUGAAAAAUGACAUCUAAAUCUUAAAUUGCUGUACAUUAUAUCCUAUCCAUCUAAUGGAUCACUUUAUUUAUGUUGAACUUCGUGUCUAUUAGUAUUAUGAUUUUUUUUUUAGAAUGAUAUGCAAUUUCAUUAAUUUAUUUUUCAUUUUAAGAAAAUUCAUUUUAAAAAAGAUCUCUUACAACCUGUGUAUUUUUUUUUUUUGAUUGUAGUUGUGUAGAUUUAUACAUGUACCUACAAGCAAUAUACAUUUAAUAUUCACCAGGUACAUGUACCAGCCUACUAUAUUUGAUAAAUAAAUGUACUUCUUUCAUGCCUUUUACUCAUUGUUAUAUGUAUUAUUUAUAAUUAAAAUACAUUGAAAACUUU